Molecule: messenger RNA, 1177 nt
Organism: Rhipicephalus sanguineus (brown dog tick)
Lineage: Eukaryota; Metazoa; Arthropoda; Arachnida; Ixodida; Ixodidae
Product: putative nuclease HARBI1
Exons: 3
Coding region: 1-1077 (358 amino acids)
Source: RefSeq, a predicted model, not a curated record
AUGGCGGACUACGCUUCGUUUGUCCAAUAUGUGCUCCGCGUUGACGAACUGUUCAGCGACGUAGAGGACUGCGUGGGCAUACCGCGGCCACUCUUGAGGGACAGGUCGAACCCCAUGGAAGAUUUCACGGACAGCGAAUUCCUCGCGCGCUUCCGUUUCACGAAGAGCAGCGUGAAAAAGCUGCUCGAGUGCUUGCCCCUUGAGGAGAGCUGCAGCAACCGUGGCCACCCUCUUCCACCGAUGAUACAGCUUCUGAUUGCGCUGCGCUUCUAUGGAGCGGGCACAUUUCAAGUUGUGGCGGGCGACCUCGUGAAUGUGUCACAGCCGACUGUGAGCCGCGUUAUUGAACGUGUGUCGCGGCUGAUCGCCACGCACUUGUUCCCGGACGUCGUGCAGUUCCCCAACUCUGACGACGGGUUCCGCGAAACGAUGGUGGGGUUCUACCGCAUCGCCAAAUUUCCUGGGGUGACAGGGUGCAUAGACUGCACCCACAUCCGCAUCAAAUCGCCUGGUGGGCCGGACGGAGAAGUGUACCGCAACCGGAAGGGCUACUUCUCGAUAAACGUUCAGGUGAUUGCAGGGCCGAAGCUGCAGUUUUUCGACGUCGUCGCAAGCUGGCCUGGAUCCGUGCACGACAGUCGUAUAUUCGACAACAGUCGUGCACGCGUUCUCUAUGAGACGAAGCGAGUGCCGGGUCUCCUGCUUGGCGAUGCUGGCUACCCGUGCCUCUCCUUUCUCAUGACCCCGACGGCUGACGCGCCGCCGGACAGCCCAGAGAGCCGGUAUCAAGCAGCUCACAUCCGCACCCGAAACACCAUCGAGAGAGCCUUUGGUGUGUGGAAGCGUCGCUUCCCGUGUUUGGACAUGGGGCUGCAGCACCUGGCAGAGCGUUCUGCUGUCAUCACAACAGCCUGUGCUGCCCUGCACAACCUGGCAGUCCUCAGACAGGACCCGGAACCACCAGCUGUCGUGAUACCACAGCACUUGAGGCGGCCGCAGCCUGAUGUGGCAAACCAAACGGACACGUUGCUCGGUUCGCGAUGCCGAACGCGGCUGAUCGCUCGCGCAUUUAACUAAUGAAUUAAUUUAAUGUCACUCUGUUCUACUGAGAUGACAAACAACUUCAGCCAUGUAUGUGCACGUUCUAGGGGGUGUUGUGAAGUUCGUGGCUUCGUCA